AUGAAAGAGUUACUUUCAUCUCACCAGCCACGUGAUGAAGGAGUUACUUUGAGACGCCUGGAAAUAACACAAUCUCUCCCGCUUUCCAUCACCCCGCCCCAUUCCCCCGUUUUCCAUCACCCCGCCCCAUUCUCCCGCUUUCCAUCACCCCGCCCUAUUCUCCCGCUUUCCAUCACCCGGCCCCAUUCUCCCUCUUUCCAUCACCCCGUCCCAUUCUCCCGCUUUCCAUCACCCCACCCCAUUCUCUCGCUUUCCAUCACCCCGCCCCAUUCUCUCGCUUUCCAUCACUCUGCCCCAUUCUACCUCUUUCCAUCACCCCGCCCCAUUCUCCCUCUUUCCAUCACCUCGCCUCAUUCUCCCUCUUUCCAUCACCCCCCCAUUCUCCCUCUUUCCAUCACCCCGCCCCAUUCUCCCGCUUUCCAUCACCCCGCCCCAUUCUCCCGCAUUCCAUCACCCCGCCCCAUUCUCCCUCUUUCCAUCACCCCGCCCAUUCUCCCGCUUUCUAUCACCCCGCCCCAUUUUCCCGCUAUCCAUCACCCGCCCCAUUCUCCCGAUUUCCAUCACCCCUCCCAUUCUCCAGCUUUCCAUCACCCCGCCCCAUUCUCCCGCUUUCCAUCACCCCACCCCAUUCUCCCGCUUUCCAACCACCCCCCAUUCUCCCGCUUUCCAUCACCCUGCCCCAUUCUCCCGCUUCCCAUCACCCCGCCCAUUCUCCCGCUUUCCAUCACCCCGCCCCGUUCUCCGCUUUCCAUCACCCCGCCCCAUUCUCCCUCCUUCCAUCACCCCGCCUCAUUCUCCCGCUUUCCAUCACCCCGCCCCAUUCUCCCGCUUUCCAUCACCCCGCCCCAUUCUCCCGCUUUCCAUCACCCAGCCCCAUUCUCCCACUUUCCAUCAGCCGCCCAUUCUCCCUCCUUCCAUCGCCCUGCCCCAUUCUCCCCCUUCCAUCACCCGCCCAUUCCCUCCUUCCAUCACCUCGCCCCAUUCCCCGCUUUCUAUCACCCGCCCAAUCACCGCUUUCCAUCACCCCGCCCCAUUCUCUAG
Molecule: messenger RNA, 1041 nt
Organism: Closterium sp. NIES-65
Lineage: Eukaryota; Viridiplantae; Streptophyta; Zygnematophyceae; Desmidiales; Closteriaceae
Source: the annotation of a GenBank genome assembly